Messenger RNA from Aricia agestis (brown argus), 4003 nucleotides. Its product is annotated as protein toll-like. NCBI's taxonomy places the organism in Eukaryota, Metazoa, Arthropoda, Insecta, Lepidoptera, Lycaenidae. Gene Ontology annotation, cellular component: membrane. Bases 312 to 3086 code for a protein of 924 amino acids. Gene Ontology annotation, molecular function: protein binding; transmembrane signaling receptor activity. The transcript has 6 exons. Gene Ontology annotation, biological process: toll-like receptor signaling pathway; immune response. The record is from RefSeq and is a predicted model, not a curated record.
UACUUCAAAAUAGUAGGUAGGUAGGUAAUUUUAUCGUUUAUUUAUCCUUAUUUAUUAAAUUCCUCCCAAAUAAAAAGUUUCCCACGAAUAAAUAAAUCCAAAACUUAUGUAUAAUUAGCAGUCGCUAAAGUGAAUAAAAUCUUUAACAAUGGACAUUCAAAACAAACUAGUAACUGUGCUGCUAUUGUGUUAUUUAAAAUGUGUGUUUUUAUACGAUAGUUGUUUUACAAGUUUGUGAAAGAAAGUAAAGUUAACCUAGGAACCACGGAUGCAAACUUACAAAAGAAUAAAUUAAUAUCAAUUAAGUGACCAUGUUACUGAGAGUUAAGUCUUUUGAGGAGUGGUUUCAUGUGCUGUUGUUAUUGUGGUCAGUAGGGUCUAUUGAGUCAGGCCUACACUGUCCUCCUUUAGCAUCCCAGGAAGAUUGUCAAGUAAUAAAUUUCAGUGAAAACGAAUAUUUCUUCAAAAUUGGUAAUGAUAAAAGCGAUUUGGAAAUAAUUUAUGAUACGAAAUAUUUUCAUUUAAAAUGUCUAAAUAAUAAUAUAACAUUGGAAAGUAAAUUUCUACCUACUUUUGAUAAACUGGAGACUUUUAGUACCGUAAUACUUUCAAAAUGUCCCCUACCCUCGCACAGCUACAGAGAAACCUUGCUCGCGCUCAAUAUAUCCGUGAGGUCCAUUCUCGACCUCACCCUAAGAGGCGACUCAAAACUGGAAGCUAAACUCUUCGAAUCCCUGAACAUCAGCGCUUUGAACGUCGAAGGUGACGAGGCAGCAUCGACGCUGGCCGAGCCGACGUUUCUCGCGCCGCUAUCCAAGCUGGAGGAUCUGCGCCUGACGCGCGUGAGGCUGGACCACUACGCCGUGCCGCUGCUGCCGCCCGCGCUCUCCAUAUUGAAGCUGGAGCGGACGGGCGUCGAACGACUCCCGUCCGAGGUGUUCGAGCGUCUCGGCCAACUCAAAUCGCUGAUUUUAAGCGAGGAGCGGCUUCGAAGCUUGAACCUGAGCGCGGCGGUGAACCUGAACGAUACGGAGAUCGAGGCCCCUGUGGACGGGCUCACGCUGGGGCCGGCGCUUCACUCGCUCUGGCUUCGAGGCGCGCGCGGCCUGGAGCUGCACGACUGCUCGGGGCUGCGCGAGCUGCACGUGCAGGAGAGCACCGCGCCGCUGCCGGGCGGCUGGCUGGAGGGCUGCGCGGUGCGGGAGGUGCAGGUCAACUCCAUGAACGUGAGCCGCGCGGCGGGCGAGUGGCGCGGCGCCGGCGCGCUGGAGUCGCUCGACAUGCGCUACUGCCAGCUCCGGGACCUGCCCGAGGGCUGGUUGGAUGACGCGGUCAAUCUGGAGACUUUGAAUCUAUCAUACAACAACAUCGAGUAUCUGCCACGGGGUCUGUUCAGUCGCACGAAGCGGCUGGUUAACCUGAACCUGGCGAACAACCGGCUGCGGAGCAGCGCGGUGGCGGCGCUCGGCUCCCUGUUCGAGCUGCGCUGGCUGUCGCUACAAAACAACCCCCUGGAUGAUUUGUGCCAGCCCAAAACCGCGGAUGUGUCCCCGCUGAAGUCGCUAAUGAAGCUGGAGAAGUUGUCGCUCCGUCGCACCGGCGCCACCGUGCUGUGCCUAGACUGGCGGGUGCAGCUGCUGCGCCUUGCCGAGCUCGACCUGCGCGACAACAACAUCACCGACCUCACCUACGGAGACGUUUGUCAGUGGACGCGCCUCGACGGCAUCAGCGUAAACGUGGACAUGCGCGGUAGCAAGAUCACGUCGCUCGCGUACGAGAAAAGUGACUACGACGCCGUCAAAACCGCCGCGCCCUCCGCGCUCGCGCAGCUCGACGCCGAUUGGGCCCUGAGCUGCAACUGCUACGAGUAUUGGACGGCACGCGCGCUGCAGGAGCGCCGCGAGCACGCGCCCGUGCUGAGCUCUGUGCGGUGCGAGGCCGGCCCGCUUCUGACCGCGCGCCCGCUGCCCGACUUCACCUGCACCCUACCGGCCGACCGGUGCCUGCCGGGCUGCGCGUGCGUCGCGUCGCCCGUCCACACGGAACUGCGCUGCGCCGCCGCGGGGCUGCGUCGCCUGCCGCGGCCCGCCACCAACCUGCCCCCCGUCACGGUGCUUCACGUGCCCGGCAACAACAUCACGCUGCGCCCGCGCGACCUCGCGUUCCUCGCUAACGUCACAGAUUUGGAUCUGUCCAACAACUCGAUAUCGACGAUCGACGCCGAGACCGCGGGCGCGUUGUUCGCGGAGGGGCGGCGCGUGUCGCUCGCCGGCAACCCGCUGCGCUGCGACUGCGAGGCCCUCGCGCUGCUGCGGGCCGUCGCCCUCCGGCCGGCGCGCGUCGCCGACUCGGCUCGUUGCGCCGACGGCACGGCGCUCCGCGUGGCCGCCGAGCGGGCCGUCGCCGCCUGUGUCUCGACGCCCGUGUGGCCGGCGGCCGCCGUCGGCGCGCUGCUGCUGCUGCUGCUGCCGGCGGCGCUGCUGGCGGUGGUACUGGCGCGCCCGGCGGUGCGCGCGCGUCUCAAACUGUUCCUGUUCGAGCGCGGGCUGUGCCUGCGGUGGCUGCUGCGCGCCGAGCCCGACGACGACGACGCGCGGCCGUACGACGCGUUCGUGUCCUUCUCGCACCUCGACUCGACGUACGCGGCGGAGCUGGCGGCGCGGUUGGAAGGCGCGGGGCGGCGGCUGUGCCUGCACGAGCGCGACUGGACGCCGGGCGACUGGAUCCCGGCGCAGAUCGCGCGGUCGGUGCGCGACGCGCGGCGUACGGUGGUGCUGGUGUCGGAGAACUUCCUGCGCUCGGAGUGGGCGCUGGCGGAGCUGCGGGAGGCGUACGGCGCGGCGCUGGGCGAGGCGCGGCCGCGGCUGCUGGUGGUGCUGCUGCCGGGCUUCUCGGCCGCCGCCGCCGCCGCCGCCGCGCCCGAGCUGCGUUCCUACCUCGCCGCCGUCACCUACCUGCGCUGGGACGACUCGCACUUCUGGUCCCGUCUGAAGAUGGCGCUGCCCUCGCGCGCCCCCGCGUCGCCGCCGUCCCCCGCGCCGCUCCCCCCCGCGCCGCAACACAAGCCGACGGCCGCCGCUGCGUGAUGGCCGCUCGUGAGUUCGCUAGUGUUACUUAAGGUGCAAAACCUUCGCUCAAUUCAUACUUUUUGACAGAACUGUUGUUGUGUUGUGUUUCCAAUUAUUUUUAUUUUAUUUUAAGAUACAUGGAAAACUUACAGCUAUAUUUUUUUUUAUGGACUGUCAUCCCGUGUGGGCUCGACGUUCAUAACAAUUUAUAGCGCUAAAGGAAUUAUUAAAAAAAUAUAUUAUAAAUAAUCGAUAACAAUGGAUCGAUUUGAAUUGAUAUUGUUUGAACAGAAAAACCGAUGUUCGAUUAGGCUAGGUAUACUGCCGUGGCGGCACUGCCAUUGGUGCUAUAAUGUUCCACGAAUAUGUCAUGAUCGUAUCGGCGACGACGCAACCCCCAUGCGCAAAUACAAAUAUUUUUUGACCAAAAAUUGUUAAACAUAAAGCGAUAACGGAUCCUCACACUAGGCGACAAAUACAUCGACUUAUGCCGUUUUGUUGACGCGACGCAAAGGAGCAAUGUGGCUUAACUCUUAGAUGAUACAAGUUUAUUACGUGAUACAUUAUAUUAUACAAUAAUUUACAAAUUAACUAUAAACUACAAGUUUUGUAUCGGUAUAACAAGAAUCUCAAUAUCAUUGAGCUCUCUGAAAAAUUGCGAAUAUUUACUAUCAGAUAAGGUUUUACUCAUAUUAAAUAAAAUAUAUUGAUGAGUGAUGACUUUCGUCUUAGAGAUGUAGAUGUUACUGAGACAUAAAAACCUACGAAUAAUAGGUAUAGUAUAAACCAAAUAUUGUUUAUUUUUUAAGAAAUGUUAGAAUAUGUUACCAUUAUGAAUUAGAAUUAAGAUUUUACGGAGACUGGAUGUUUAGGUUACGACGUUAGGUUUAUCUUUAAAUAUCUAAAACUCUACUACUAAGUGCAAUUUCCAUGAA